Molecule: messenger RNA, 1794 nt
Organism: Vicia villosa (hairy vetch)
Lineage: Eukaryota; Viridiplantae; Streptophyta; Magnoliopsida; Fabales; Fabaceae
Product: negative regulator of systemic acquired resistance SNI1
Exons: 15
Coding region: 155-1579 (474 amino acids)
Biological process (GO): negative regulation of systemic acquired resistance; DNA damage response; negative regulation of DNA-templated transcription
Cellular component (GO): nucleus; Smc5-Smc6 complex
Molecular function (GO): transcription cis-regulatory region binding
Source: RefSeq, a predicted model, not a curated record
UUAGACUAUCAAUUUGAUGUUUGCCAAGUUUUGGCAGGAAGACGGAAAAAUUGUUUCCGUUGUUAGUAUUUCUUUGGCACUUAUAUGAGAAAUUCCUUAAUUUCAAAUUUUUGUUCUUUCUUGCACCGAAGAACACAAUUACCAAGACUCAAAAAUGGCGAACCCUAGCAGAAGCAACGAAAGAGCAGUGAUCGAAGAUAACAUGCUUCUCACCAUGUUUGAUGCCUCCAUUACCAACGACACUACUCAAGACUCUCUCGAUGAACGGAUUGCUUUUUUGGAUGCUGUUCGUGCUUCUUCAAUUGGGCUUGAAUAUGGAAAACCACCAAAUUCAAAAAUAUAUGAGGCAGUCUUCCAAAUGCUGAGGACUGGGAAGUCUUUACAGUUGAUUGUGGCAAGUUAUAAGCUUCUGGUUGAUUUAGAAAAGCGUUUCCCUCGUGCAUAUUUAUCCGGUGAAGAUGUUUCUAUGUCACCGUCUACUUCUACACCGGAAUUGGUUGUGGACGAAGAGGCAUGGUCUCCCCUUAUUGUUGGCUUGGAUAAUGCCACUGCUGUCAGUGAAGCCGGUGGCAAAAAGUCCGGCGGACGUUUGGACUCUUCUAGCUUUCAUCGCCUGAUUGAAGAGCUCGCCGAAACUUUAACUGAGUCCAACAAUCAAGCAGCAAGCAUGAAGCCCUUGCAGAACUUGCUACUCUUUCAAUAUCUUGUCAUUGUACUUGAAGGCGAUUUUCUACCUCGCAAUGCUACCAUGAACUGGAGCUUGCAGAGGGAGUCUUUGCUCAACCUGUUAAUGGGAUCUAGGAAAAUAAACUACAAGAGUUUAAUGAAAGACUGCAUUAAAGUUAUCUGUCUACUAUGCCAACUUCUUCAAAAUGUUCUUAGUAAAAAUCUAGAAGUUGAAAAGAGUUCUGAAUCUCAGUUAUCCGAAAAUUACCAUAUUGCAUUAUCUCUUGCUUUUCUUGAAGUAUUAAAGAACACACAUGUUUUUAUGGGGAAACUUUUGGUGAUGAUUAUGGCCCUUGAUAUGUCUAGGAAGAAAGCAGAUAUUGAAGGCCAUACUUCAAGAGUAGAUAGUCCAAGAACACCGUUAGUAGACAUAGUUCUGGAUGAACUUGCUUACGAUAAAGAUAAUAUUCCUCAUUUUCUUAAGAUCUUCAGCGAGCCUAAAUGGAAGCUGGAAAUAGUUGUGCAGUAUUUUUGGAAAUACAUAAGAAAGCCUGCUGCUCGCACUCGCCGAUCAAAUGGUGAUACUGUAGUAGAUGCAACAUUUGAUGGUGUUGUGAAAUGCUUUUCGAACAGCACUGGCACCAAGAGCAUAAUAAAAAAAAUUGGUGCAGAUGUAGUUCAGUUGCUUUUGGCUCAUGGUUUUCUGGCUCAAUUAUCAAUAUUAUUAGAAAGAAAUGCAAACGACAACAUUGCUGAAGACAGAGAAGAAGGGGCCAAUGCUCUUGUAGAUUUGUGCCACACGUUGAUAUCUGCUUUUGAUAGUUUGAGAAGCACCGAUAAGGAUAUGGAAAUAUUGUCGAUUGGAAAAGAGGCACUAUUUACUGCAGCAAGUUAUAUCUCCAUGGAGUCAUAGGAGUGUAAAUUAAAGCAUUUAUUUUAUUUAGUUUAUUUUACUCAUUCUUCUUAUAACAAAUGCGUUGAUUUCAAUCAAUUCAUUCUUUAUUAGAGUAUGAGGCUUUGUAACUUUUAGAUUAAAUGCAUGAGAUACUUUUCCUUAGGGAAAUUUUGUAUAUUGUCUUUCUGAAUGAUUUUGAAUGGCAAUACCUCAAAAGGCCAAAACCAUUACAA